UGUCGGGGCAGUGGCUCCCGAGGGACAGGCAGCUCGGAGGUCCGAGUGUCGGGGCAGUGGCUCCCGAGGGACAGGCAGCUCGGAGGUCCGAGUGUCGGGGCAGUGGCUCCCGAGGGACAGGCAGCUCGGAGGUCCGAGUGUUGGGGCAGUGGCUCCCGAGGGACAGGCAGCUCGGAGGUCCGAGUGUCGGGGCAGUGGCUCCCGAGGGCCUAGGCGGGGCGCGGGCGCGCCAGUGCCACGGGCUGUCACCGAAUGGGCCGCUCCCCUGUGGUUGUCUUCCUUAUGUUUGAGAUUUCAUUUCUGGAAUCUCAUCUGGACAGUUUGGAGAAGGAAGGGUAUUGUGGCUUUGGCCAUUUGGCUCAAGGUGCAAUGUAAUGGCUGCAAAGUAACCUGUAAGGAAACUGGAUGAAUUUCUUAGUUUGACAGGCAUUUCCCCGCCUGACAUGCCCCCCACAACUUUGUCAAGCUGUGUCAAAAUAAGAGCAUUUGAGGCUUACAGUUCUAAGCUCUUUAGUAUCCUUCUUAGUGAAGAUACUGUGAAAUACAAAGUAUUGAAUGAGAACUCCUUGUAUUAAUACAAAGGUUCUGAGUUUAAGUUUCUUGGUACAAGGAAACCAGGAACAGUCCUUACUUUUCAUUGCAAGAAUCUUAACCACUACUUCACUAAUCUGAGACCCAAAAUAGAAAUUGUUUCUUACACAUGUGGAUGUGGGGGAGACACAGCUAUGGAUGAGGGGUAAAGGGAGAAGAAAUGGGAUUUUUUUUUUUUUUUUGCAGUUUUUGUCCGGGUCCGGGUUUGAACCCACCACCUCCAGCAUAUUGGGGCCAGCGCCCUACUCCUUUGAGCCACAGGCGCCAUCCAAUUGUUUUCUUUUUUUUUUUUUUUUUUUUUGAGACAGAGUCUCACUACGUCACCCUUGGUCAAGUGCUGUGCAGUCACAGCUCACAGCAACCUCAAACUCUUGGGCUUAAGCGAUUCUCUUGCCUCAGUCUCCCAAGUAUCUGGGAUUAUAGGCCCCUGCCACAGCGUCCGGCCAUUUUUUGUUGUUGUUGCAGUUGUCAUUGUUGUUUAGCUGGCCGGGGUUGGAUUCGAACCCAUCAGCAUUGGGUGUAUGUGGCCGGUACCCUACCCACUGAGCUAUAGGUGCUGCCAGAAAUGGGAUUUAUUUAUUUUUUGCAGUUUUUGGCCGGGGCUGGGUUUGAACCCACAGCCUCUGGCAUACCAGUGCCCUACUCCUCUGAGCUACAGGUGCCGCCCGGGACUUUUUUUUUUUUUUUUGAGACAGAGUCUCCAGCUGUUCUCUGGGUAGAAUGCCAUGAUGUCAUAGCUCACAGCAACCUGCAAUUCUUGGGCUCAAGCGAUCCUCUUGAUUUUUAGUAGAGAUGGGGUCCAACUUUCUGCUCAGACUGGUCUCAAACCUGUGAGCUCAAACAAUGCACCUACCUUGGCCUCCCAAAGUGCUAGGAUUACAGGCAUGAGCCACCACGACUGACCAGAAAUGGAAUUCUUUUGUUUUCUGAACAAACAGUAUGCAAUUGGAACAAAUGACGUGUUGCCUAUCUCCUUCCAUCUUAGCCAGCGAGCUGUAUUCUUUUUUUGUACUGAUAUUUGUUUAGUAUUUGCAAUGAUUAGGAAAAGGAAUAACCUCUAACAAGACAUUUUCUCUCUCUCUUUUUUUUUUUUGCAGUUUUUGGCUGGGACCAGGUUUGAACCCACCACCUCUGGUAUAUGGGGCCAGCGCCCCACUCCUUGAGCCACAGGCGCUGCCCAAGACAUUUCUCUUUAAUGAGGCCACAAAGGGGCGACUGACUGUGCCUUAUGUGGAAUUAACCCUGGGGUUUGGUUUUCAGUUAAGAAAAUGAGGCAGAUGGAAGCGUUAACCAAGACCUUCCAAGGCCCUGCUGUUGUCUGCAGGACUCCCACCAGCCAUGUUUACAUGUUUAAGAAUGGUAGUGGGGACUCAGGGGACUCCUCUGAGGAAGAGUCACACCCUGUGGUUCUGAGACCCAGGGGCAAGGAACGCCAGAAGAGCCGUACCCACCAUCCGCACCAGCCGGGAGCAGGCGAUGUGGUGCUACUGCAGCGGGACUUGGCCCAGGGGGACAGCCUCAACAAGCUGGCUCUGCAGUAUGGCUGCAAAGUUGCAGAUAUCAAGAAAGUCAAUAACUUCAUCAGAGAACAGGAUUUGUUUGCUUUGAAAUCUAUUAAGAUUCCAGUGAAAAACCACGGGAUCCUAACAGAGACCCACAAAGAACUGAAACCCCUCCCCAGCCCGUCUUCCGAGACCAAAGUGACUAUGGAACCGCCUGAUCCAGACAGAGAAGCUGCAGGAUCUGAUGCCCAACCCAGCCGACUGACAGAUUUCUUUAAGGGAAUUGACCAGAACAUUGAGCAUGCAGUGCAAUCAGAAAUGUUUUUGCAAGAAAGUUGCUACAUCGAGACCUCUGAUCUGCCUCUGCUCCCACCUCCUCCAAAGACACAGACAAGUGGUGCAGAUUGUGGAAUUCAGUGGUGGAAUGCUGUUUUCAUCAUGCUCCUAAUUGGGGUUGUUUUGCCAGUCUUUUAUUUAAUUUAUUUUAAAAUACAAGCUACUAGCGAGACCCCUAAUAACUUGAACACAACUGUUGUCUCCAAUGGCUCCAUGGCAGUAGGUACAGUUCGAGGGCAAGCCCCCAGACUAGUGAUUCCAGUGCCAACUGUCACCUCUUCAGACAGCCAGUUCAGUCAGACCGCCCACACGGGGAACUAAGCUGUUGUUUUUCAAGAAUCAGCCCAGCUUUAGCAGUUGGCUCUUGUGUAUGUCAGCUGUCAUCAGCCUUGUCCUAAAGCAGCUGGAUUUCAUUUGCUGGGACAGAUGGACAUGUUGGAGAAGUCACCACAGUGUCUCAGUCACACUGGCCCUGGAAAGGCUGCACGACCUAGGACACCAGGGCCCUCAGCCUCUCAGAACCAGGAAGGUGCAGCAAGAGCCAUUUACAUGUAACACAGGGCUGUUUCUUGAAGACAUUUAGUGGGCUGGCUGAGAGUGUGUUCAUGGCAGUCCUGUGUGGGCCCCCAUGUUGGAUGUGCUUGUGGAGAAGGGGUGGCCUCGGCCAAGGGACCCAUAGCAUGGGAGCCUCUGGGGUAGGCAUGGGGCGCCUGGCGGUUGUAGUUUCCCACCUGCUUGAGGAGUAGGGACUGGCUCUAGGAAGUAAUGUGCUGUGUGACUCUGGCAAAAGUGCUGUGGAAUAGUCUUGGUGCUACCCUGUUUUAAAGAGUGACAAAUUACAGUUGUAACGAGCCCUACUUCAUGUUUGCCUCAUCAGCCUUUUUGAGACGAUGCCAUUUCUAGAGCUGAAACAGCCCACAUUCAAACUGCUGUACUAUUAAAGGAGUAGCAGCUCUAUUCCUUGUGCUUUGGAGCUGCAUGCAGCCAUGUCGUAAGCUGAACAGCCAGGGCCAUUGCCUAGUGCCACACUAGGAGCCUUCCCCGGCUGGGCCACCUGCAUUCUCCAAGUCCGCAUUCUUGGAAGGAGCUCUUGCUGCCCAGCGUCAGGAGAGAAGGGGGAGCGCCUGUCACAGAGCUUUCGACAUGUGCACGUGAGGCUGAGCAGUUGCCAGCGCUCACUCUGCCAUUGAGGACCACAGGUUUCUCUAACCUCUGCCACGGCGACUUCACCAGACAUGGUACAGCUUCCCAUGAGGAAAAAUCACUUUGCCAGGCAAAGUAUGAAUGUCUGUAUCCUUUACUUUUCUCAAAUGGAAUAAAAUCAUUUCUUCUG
This is a messenger RNA of Nycticebus coucang (slow loris), 3762 nucleotides long. It is a transcript of the gene LYSMD4, whose product is annotated as LysM domain containing 4. The transcript is spliced from 2 exons. The record is from RefSeq and is a predicted model, not a curated record. Lineage: Eukaryota; Metazoa; Chordata; Mammalia; Primates; Lorisidae. The coding region runs from base 1860 to 2750 and encodes 296 amino acids.